CGCCGCGGCUGAGCCUGCUGCUAGGUUGCUCUAGCUGGGCGCGCGGGGAGGCGGCGAGCACAGCUGGGCCGGGACUUCCUUCCUCCCUCUACCGCAGGACAACAAAACAACCCGGCAGCAGGCGCUGAGCCCUUGGCAGCUGUCUGGGCGAGAGGCGCAGCGAUGGGCUCUGUGCUGAGCAGCGAUAGCGGCAAAUCCGCCCCCGCCUCGGCCGCCCCGCGGGCCCUGGAGCGCAAGGGGGACCCCGAGCUGCCCGUCACGUCCUUCGACUGUUCCGUGUGCCUCGAGGUGUUGCACCAGCCCGUCCGGACCCGCUGUGGCCACGUAUUCUGCCGUUCCUGUAUCGCCACCAGUCUGAAGAACAAUAAAUGGACCUGUCCUUAUUGCCGGGCCUAUCUUCCUUCAGAAGGAGUUCCAGCCACCGAUGUAGCCAAAAGAAUGAAAUCUGAGUACCAGAACUGCACCGAGUGUGACACCCCGGUUUGCCUCAGCGAAAUGAGGGCACACAUAAGAUCUUGUGAGAAGUAUAUAGAUAAGUAUGGACCGCUGCAGGAACUUGGGGAGACGGCAACCAGGUGUGUGUGUCCAUUUUGUCAGAGGGAAUUGGAUGAAGACAGCUUGCUGGAUCACUGCAUUACUCAUCACAGAUCAGAAAGGAGAUCUGUGUUCUGUCCACUUUGCCGUUUACUACCUAAUGAGAAUCCAGGAAGCUUUAGUGGCAGUUUAAUAAGACAUUUGCAAGUCAGUCACACUUUGUUUUAUGAUGAUUUCAUAGAUUUUAAUAUAAUUGAGGAAGCUCUUAUCCGAAGGGUCUUAGACCGGUCACUUCUGGAAUAUGUGAAUCACUCAAACACCGCAUAAUUUAAUUAAGAGGAAAGGGAAGGAGACCAUAGAAUUGCACCAUUUGUUAAGAUGCUGCUUGAACAAUUGGAGGGGAAUUGUCAAGGUUCCAUGGGCAAAGAUGUACAACACUGUUAUACGUUUGUCCGUGUUUAUUGUUAUAUUGCGUUUUAAAACUACUUUCAUUUUGAUGGCUUAAAUCUGUUUAACAUUCUUGAGUUUUUUAGACACUUAACAACAAAAAGUAGUCUCCAUCAGCCAUUAAUAUAUGGAAGAGGACAUAAGGCAGGAUAUGUGGAUGAAGGAUCUUUAUUUGCAAAUUGGAUGAUACUAUGUGUAAUGCUACAUAUUAAUAACUACUAUCAUGGUUGAGCAAGAUAACUAAUCUUUGUUCUAUCUAAAAAGAUGGAGAGUGAAACCAAGUGUGGACAUUCAAGGACAUAUGAAAUCUGUUGUAGUGCUCAUCUAAUCUCUAAUAGAAUAAUAUGAGUAGCCUUGUAUUGGAGUAGAGGAGGAAAAUUUUGGAAGUCAACAAAGUCCACUUAACCAAAUUGUAAAACAUAAUACUGUAACAAAAUAAAUUUUGUGUUAGGAAUGUAUACUUAAUUCUUUGACUUUUUAUAACUAUGCACAAUAAGAAUUUAAUAUUAUAUUUUUCAAAUAUUUGUAGCUUAUUAUUUAGAAAUAUUUCUAUAAUAUAGGCAGUUUUCUUAAGAACCUUCAGCUGAUAUUUAUAGUAGAAGUGUUCACAUCCAUAAUUUUUAGUGGAAAACCCUAAGGGCUUUGCUUUUUUUACUUUUUUCCUUUAGAAAAAAUACAAAAUAUAAAUACUGAAAACCAAACAAAAUGUAGCUUUUUACAUCAUUAUAAGGAAACACUGUUUUAGAACUCCGCCAGCCAUUCUGGUUGUCCUCUGUGUGUCCAGUCACAGUUAUCAACCAUCUCCCCAAAUUCCACAGAAGUAACUAAUACCCAUUAUAAUCACUGCAGUGAUUAUACCCAUUGUAAUCACUACAGUGAUACCCAUUAUAAUCACUUCCUUGCAUUUCUUUAUUAUUACCCAAGUGUGUAUCUCUACACACUGCAUUUUAAUCUUAUCCAUUUAAAAUUGUUUUAUUGGCUACAUCUUUUAAAUCUAUAGGUUCUCCCUUCUUUCUUUUCCUUAGAAUUUACUGAAGAACUUGGUCUCAUGGCCUAUAGAGUUUCCCACAGUCUGUAUUUUGCUGGUUGUGUACUCAUGGUGCAAUUCAGCACAUUCCUCUUUCCUCUGGAUAUUGACACAUGGAUCCAGAUGUUUGAAUAGGCUCAGGUUCAGUCCUUUUUGGCAAGACUAUAGGUCAUGGUGUGUUCUUUCAUCAGAGGGCACAUAAUAUUUGGUUCUCUCUAUUUGUGAUGUCAGCUGAAAUUGAUACUCAAUACCUAGAUCCAUUGAUUUACUGUGAGGUAGAAGAUAUUCUAAUUCUAUCAUUUCUCUUUCAUUUAUUAACUGGAACAUUUUUAUAAAGAGAUGUUUCCCCACAUGUACUAUUUGGUUAACCAUUGGUCAAGUUUGUACAGGAAAGGGAAGGUAAAUAUUUGUAUUUUCCUUUCAUGUACUAAUUUUCAAGAAAAUAAACUUGUUUCCUAUUACCUUCCAGAGAUCCCUUCCUUUUUUCGGUAUUACGAACUCAUGGGUUCAAACAUAUUU
This is a messenger RNA of Callorhinus ursinus (northern fur seal), 2527 nucleotides long. RefSeq names its product ring finger protein 125 (gene RNF125). The record is from RefSeq and is a predicted model, not a curated record. NCBI's taxonomy places the organism in Eukaryota, Metazoa, Chordata, Mammalia, Carnivora, Otariidae. Gene Ontology annotation, molecular function: ubiquitin protein ligase activity. Gene Ontology annotation, biological process: ubiquitin-dependent protein catabolic process; protein polyubiquitination. Gene Ontology annotation, cellular component: VCP-NPL4-UFD1 AAA ATPase complex.